AUGCCGGUACAGAGAAAGCGCCGUCGCGCAAAUAACCUUGGAGAGUACUCCAAGAAGAGAAAACUGGCCAGUAAUGCACCUGAACCCGCGCAUCGAUGCACUCCUGCUGUGAUACACUUGUCCAUUCCCACCGAAAACAACACCUUGGGUUGCAGUGACUCCGAUGUUUGUGAUUUCGACAUUGAGCUGGAAAGUGACAGUGAUCAGAGCGAGUUUGAUGCCGAUGAUUUGGAUGAAAACUCCGACAACACCUCUGAACGGCUAUCAAAAAUCCCGCUGUUUGAGCGCAUGUGUCAGGCUCAAAAGGUCCUAUCCCAUCUAAUACAUGAGCGGGGUGUGAUUGUGGGGAAUAAGGUUCAGUAUGCCGGAACAACAAUCAACGGGACUCCUUCAGAGCGGACCCGACGCCGUCAUGCUGCCAAACAACGCAUUGUUAUGCAGAAAGUGCAAGAGAUGGCUAAGAAAACCAAAGCUGACCAAAAAAAACGCACCAUACAUGAUUUCUUUCGCCCUCCCCACAAAUCCAACUCCAGUACCCCAGACCCGAUUGUUCCAAGAUCUCAAUGGUUCCAAUCACCCAACUCCAGAUAA
Messenger RNA from Cantharellus anzutake, 591 nucleotides. RefSeq lists its product as uncharacterized. The record is from RefSeq and is a predicted model, not a curated record. The transcript has 3 exons. The coding region runs from base 1 to 591 and encodes 196 amino acids. Lineage: Eukaryota; Fungi; Basidiomycota; Agaricomycetes; Cantharellales; Hydnaceae.